Phyllostomus hastatus (greater spear-nosed bat) is the source of this 1527-nucleotide messenger RNA. Its product is annotated as zinc finger protein 771-like. Bases 332 to 1366 code for a protein of 344 amino acids. Lineage: Eukaryota; Metazoa; Chordata; Mammalia; Chiroptera; Phyllostomidae. The record is from RefSeq and is a predicted model, not a curated record. The transcript is spliced from 3 exons. Gene Ontology annotation, cellular component: nucleus.
CAGCGGGUACCCUGCAGCUCUCGGCCGCGGACCCAGGCGUCAGGGAGUGACUCAGCGCCCGGGGAGGGUGGCGGUUCCUCGGGACUGGAGAUUCAAACUGCUCAGGGUCCAAAAUGCAGAGAUGAGUGGGGGUGAACGAGUGUCUUCAGAGCUUGAUCCCUGGGAAGUGCUUGUGCCUAGGGUCGAACCGGGGGGAGAGGGGAGAGGGCCAGACCUAGAGACCAGGAUCGGGCUAGAGAAGCCAGGACUACACCACCUUGCCUGGGGCCAGGGCUAUGGUGGGAGGCGGGUCCUGAGCUUCUGACUCAGCUGCCCUCCCCAGGACACCAAGAUGCCUGGCGAACCACAGACGGUGGAGGAGAAGGAAGAGAUGCAAGAGGAGAUGGUGCUGCUGGUGAAGGGUGAAGAGGAUGAGGGCGAGGAGAAGUAUGAGGUGGUGAAACUCAAGAUCCCUGUGGACAACAAGGAGGUACCAAGCCAGGCACCAGCACCAUCUGCUGACCCGGGGCGCCCACAUGCGUGUCCAGACUGUGGCCGAGCUUUUGCACGGCGCUCCACACUAGCCAAGCAUUCGCGCACGCACACUGGCGAGCGACCCUUCGCAUGCACUGAGUGCGGCCGGGGAUUCUCGCAGAAGUCGGCGCUGACCAAGCAUGGCCGCACGCACACUGGGGAGCGUCCCUUCACGUGCACCGAGUGCGGCCAGCGCUUCUCGCAGAAGUCGGCUCUGACCAAACACAUACGUACGCACACCGGAGAGCGGCCCUACAAGUGCCCUGAGUGCGACAAGCGCUUCUCGGCUGCCUCCAACCUGCAGCAGCACCGGCGGCGCCACACUGGCGAAAAGCCUUAUUUAUGCACACACUGCGGUCGCCGCUUCGCGCAGAGCUCCAACUACGCACAGCACCUGCGCGUGCACACGGGCGAGAAGCCCUAUGCCUGUCCAGACUGUGGACGUGCCUUUGGUGGCAGUUCGUGCCUGGCGCGCCACCGACGCACGCACACAGGUGAGCGGCCUUACGCAUGCGCUGACUGCGGUACGCGCUUUGCGCAGAGCUCAGCGCUGGCCAAGCACCGGCGUGUGCACACUGGAGAGAAGCCGCACCGUUGCGCGGUGUGUGGCCGCCGUUUUGGGCACCGCUCCAACCUGGCGGAGCAUGCCCGCACGCACACGGGCGAGCGGCCCUACCCGUGUGGCGAGUGCGGCCAGCGUUUCCGCCUCAGCUCACACUUCAUUCGCCACCGUCGUGCGCACAUGCGGCGCCGUCUCUACAUCUGCGCUGGCUGCGGGCGAGACUUCAAGCUACCCUCUGGAGCAACGGCUGACACUGCCUCUGAGCGCUGCCCAGAAUGCGAGGGAAGCUGAGCGCAGAUCUUGUUGCUGUCUCUGGUCUAGGAAAAGCUGUGAUGGCAGGCAGGCUGGACCUAGGACGCAUGGCGAAUCCCCUACUGGAACCCUGGAAACCAUGCCCAGUCCUUCUCAGUGCAAAUUUUCAGCCUGUGUAAGUAAAUAAAGUAUUGUCCUCA